Messenger RNA from Entamoeba histolytica HM-1:IMSS, 780 nucleotides. RefSeq lists its product as uncharacterized. Gene Ontology annotation, cellular component: cytosol. Bases 1 to 780 code for a protein of 259 amino acids. NCBI's taxonomy places the organism in Eukaryota, Evosea, Mastigamoebida, Endamoebidae. The transcript has a single exon. The record is from RefSeq and is a predicted model, not a curated record. Gene Ontology annotation, molecular function: magnesium ion binding; holo-[acyl-carrier-protein] synthase activity.
AUGGAUUAUUCAAUUUAUAUCCAAUUUCCUUGUUGUUUAAAUCAAAUUCAAUUUAACUCAUUAAUUAAAAAUUUAACAAAUGAAGAGUUUAAAAGAAUGAGUCAUUUUAUUGGAUAUGAUUCAUGUGGAAUGUUAUUAAAGAGUUAUGAGAUACCAUCUGCUGUAGAAUAUUGUCUUGUAAGAAGAAUGAGAAAAGAAUUUUUUGAGAGAUAUAACCUUUCACACAAUGAUAAUAAAUGUAAUGAAUAUGGAAAAUACGAUAUUGUUAAUAAAAAUAUCCAUUAUAAUUGGAGUCAUGAUGAAUGUAUUGCAUUUAUUGAAGGACCAAAAGAAGUUGGUAUUGAUAUAGUUAAUUUAAAAAGAUUUGGUUUUAAUAACACUUUUACCAAAAUUCCUUUUACUAGAGUUUUAGAGUCAAUGUCUUCAUUCUUAAAUAAAGAUGAAAAAGAAAAACUUGAUUCUACAAUUGAAUUAAAUGAUAAAAUUCAAUUAUUCGGGACUAUAUGGAGUUCUAAAGAAGCAUUUGUUAAAUUAUUAGGAAUUGGACUAGGGGAUGUUAUUACUUCGUUUUCUAUAAAUUUAAAUCAUCACAUUCCUUGUAUUAACUCAAAUAUAAAUUCAAUACCAUUAUCAAGUUUCAAUUCAGUCAUUAAUUACAAAUCACUUUCAAUUUAUUUAUACUGUUUUAAAUUAGAUUCUUUCAUAUGUUCAUUUGCAACAUAUGAUAAGUUAGAUUAUAUUCCAUUAUAUUUUACAAAUUAUUAUCUACAAGUAAAUUAG